Molecule: messenger RNA, 3008 nt
Organism: Andrographis paniculata
Lineage: Eukaryota; Viridiplantae; Streptophyta; Magnoliopsida; Lamiales; Acanthaceae
Exons: 7
Coding region: 1578-2729 (383 amino acids)
Molecular function (GO): DNA binding
Source: RefSeq, a predicted model, not a curated record
GUAACUUUUUCUUAUGGAAUAAUAGUUGUAUGAUAUUAUGUUGAAAGAUCAUAUUUGUUACAAUGAUGAGAUACUAUUAAUUAUACAUCAUUUAUGUUGUUAAUCAAGCAUGACCCUUGUUUAGUAAAUGCGUCUCAAAUUUAUUUGUUCAAUACAUUUUUCUACUUUUAAAAACGUGUUUGUGCUUUUAUUUUUUAUUUUUGAAUUUAUUGAGGGAAGUUUUCUGUCCCCAACGGAAGUUUUUGAUGAAUAGUGGAAAUUUGGGAAACUCUCCCAAACAAACACACCCUUAGAAAAAUUUAGGGCUGCCUCUAUUCCCUCCCAGUGCCGUCGUUCUAUUGAAGUUAGAUCUUCAGGUGCAAUCACUGGAAAGUGUCUCCAGCGCCGACCCACCAGGUAAGUUUUCAUACAUCUAUUCAUUGAUAAUCCUCAUGUUGUUCGAAAUUGAAACCUGAUUGGUUGUAAGUUUUUUUUUUUUAAAGAAUAAUUAUUUGUAGUUUCUAGAACUAGGUUUUUCACUACCACGCGCCUUUCUCUCCGGCCGUGGUUCGGCCACGAUCAGGUAGGUGGCUUCUCCCCCUUCCCUCUUCCCUUAUUUCGUGUCGGGGGUGCUAUAUAUACCCUGAUAUCCGCUUACGGCAGCCCUAUCCUCUUAUUAGCUUUGAGAUUUUCAUUAUCGCUUUUGUUCCAUCUUCUGAAGUAUGUUUUUAGCCUUUCUAGAUUACAUAUUACUUUGUUUUGCUGAGAUUUUUCGCACCUUAAGUCUUCAAUAUGUAUGUUUUUCAUGUUGAUUUAUUGUAUUCUUUGUCUCUAUAGCCGUAUUUGACCCUGUGUUUGAAUGAAUUUUCAUGAUCUAAUUUUUUCUUUAUUAGUCUUGUUUUGAUAGCUCUUUUGUUUUUGGAUUUAUCUUUUUAUAUCGAUUUAUGAGUGGAAUUGUUAAAUUGGUGUAACGAGAGAUUUUAUUUAGGAAACUAUGAUUUGCUAGAUUGAGAAGAUUAUUAAAUAUAAUCAGAAUUUUUUUUCCCCUUUCUUUCUUUACAUAGGAUUAAUGGUUGAAAUUUCACAAAAUAAUGGUGGAUUUUCUCUGAAUGGUUAUCUUUUUAAAAUAAAUAAAUAAAUAAUAUCUAAUAUAUGAUUGUGAGUAAAGUUCUGUUGAAAUCUAUAAACACACAAACACAUAUACUUUUGUUAUCCCAUGCCUUAUGGGAUACCUUUGCAACAAGGUGCACCUUGAGUUUCAAAUAAUUAUGAAUCCAUGUUACUCUCUAGUUUGUGGAGUAUUUAUUUUGUGGAGUAGUUAUUAAAGGAUCGGGACAUCAUGAUGUAGAGGUUCUUUCUACUCCCUCAAAUUGUACUAUGGGUAUGUAGUUCAUUUAAAUCUGAACAUUCAAAUAAAUUUAAUGUUUAAGUGGUUUUGGAGUGGCAGUUAUUUCGAAACAAUUUAAAGUGUGUUUACCCAUGUGUUCUAAGUCAUUCUUGAAUGUUCUUGUUUUCAUGAACCUUGACUUCUAUCCUACAUGGAUUUCAUGACACUUUUUUCUAACAUUUUGGUCAAUGAAGGUUAAAAACAAAAAAAAAUGGCUUAUAGACGUCAUGAGGGCUCCAUAUCUCACCUGACCGAGAAGGAGUUAUCACCAUUAAUUCCCCGCUUUUUCCAUGUAUUGGAUGAUGCUGAUGUCUCACAUGCACUGCGCUUGCCAUCUUCAUUUGCUCCAAGGGUGGAGCACUUGGUGGACCAAGAAAUCCUCCUUGAGGAUUUAUGUGGGCAGAUCUGGCCCGUAACUCUAUCCUAUGUUGACAAUGCAUUAGCAUUCGCAUCAGGAUGGAAAAUAUUUUAUAGGGACCAUGCUCUUGAGGGAGGAUGUUCCUUGAUAUUUAACUAUGUAGGAGAUAGGCAAAUUUCUGUUCAAAUAUAUGAUCCAAGUGGCUGUGAAAGAACUUGCUUCACCUAUCCGGUGCGACAGUUGAACAAUCACAACUACAAUCAUGUUGGAGUUGAGGGAAUUUCCGAAAUAGGAUCAGCUCCUCAAACUGCAGCCAUGGGGAUUCCUCAAAGAAAGGGAGUCUUUAUUUCUGAUAUCCAUAAUGAUGCAAUAAACGGGAAAAGUUAUGGAAAAGGGAAAGAGCCAAUCAUCGGGAAGAAAUGGGGAUCCAUUCACCUUGAUGCAACCCCAAUUAUGCCGCCACCAGGAUUUAGCAAACCGAUGGGAGGUAUCUCCCUGAAAAGAAUGGAUGCCUCCACACUCAUAAUCCCAACAGAGACAAAAUUUGUGCCUGUGAAACAAGAGGACCCUAUAAGUCCUCCUCCUGGGUUUAGCAAGCCAAUGGGAUGUAUCUCAUUGGAAAGAUUGGAUGCCUCCAGACUUGUAAUCCCAACGGAGGCAGAACUUGUUUCUGUGAAACAAGAGGACCCCAUAAGCCCACCUCCUGGGUUUAGCAAGGCGAUGAGAGGUAUUUUCUUGGAAAGAAUAGAUGCCUCCAGACUCGUAAUCCCACCGGAGGCAGAACUUGUUCCUGUAAAACAAGAGGACCCUAUAAGCCCGCCUCCUGGAUUUAGCAGACCAAUGGGAGGUAUUUCCCAGGAGAGAAUGGAAGGCUCUCGACCUGUAAUCCCAAUGGAGGCCGAACUCGUGCCUAUCAAACAAGAAACUUUUGUGGAGGGUGGAAUGGAUGAUACAGUGCAAGAGCGUAGGUUUUUUAAGGUCUACCAUCGGCGAAAACGAAUAUGAAGAUCAACACCAUAAUGAUUUAAUUUGUCCGGUCAACAUAUAAAAAAUUGACUGCUUGUCCAUAUUUAUAGGAUGUGUUGCAUAGACAUAUAAUUUGUGAUGAGAUCAAUAAUAGUUUGGGUUAUAUUAGUUCAUGUAUUGUAUUUAUAUUAUAUUAAUGUAUGGUGUGUGCUGGUUAUCAUUGUAUCAUAUGGUUUCUAUAGUAGAUGUAUCGUGAAUCAUUCAGUAAUUAUUUGUUAUUUAUUUGUUAGGUUAGGUUGGGAGUGGGUUGCAUUACUU